This is a messenger RNA of Penaeus indicus, 3419 nucleotides long. Its product is annotated as nuclear factor related to kappa-B-binding protein-like. Gene Ontology annotation, molecular function: protease binding. The transcript is spliced from 21 exons. Bases 1 to 3159 code for a protein of 1052 amino acids. The record is from RefSeq and is a predicted model, not a curated record. NCBI's taxonomy places the organism in Eukaryota, Metazoa, Arthropoda, Malacostraca, Decapoda, Penaeidae. Gene Ontology annotation, cellular component: Ino80 complex.
AUGUUUACACGAAAGGUGAAAAAGGCCCCAGUACACAAGAGACACAUGCGCGUGGGUAAACAGAGCGAAACUGUGGGAGACUCUAGCCUCGCGCUCACUCUCGGCCUUGCCCCUGAAUCAGGGGCCUCUGGCUUUGUCCCUGACAUGGGGUUUCAUGCCGGCCUUGAGUGCGUGGCUAAUCACUGGGGAAACAUUCAAGACGAGAGAAGGAUACGUAGGAGGCAUAAAGGCUGGCGGGUAGGUCUCCAGAGGGUCGAGAUCCUCACCGCAAACCGCACUCCUCUUCUGAAACUUCACCUGAAAGGACACGAUUACCUGUUAUCCUCUUACGAGUCAGGUGAAGUCAGGUCAAAGUCACAUGUGCAACCAGCAGAUUUUGUACCUUAUAUUGAGUACAAGACCAUGUUGAGAGUGUACCAGUGGAUUGGUGCAGGACGAGACAGUGACGGCCACUUAGAACCCCUCGCACAGUUCUGGCUUGCAAAUAAGUCGUCCAUGAGUAGCGAGUGGAUUGAGGAUGACAUGAUGGGUUCACGAUUAGAUAACGAGGAGAGUGAUAUCAUUCCUCCACCACGCUGUUACACUUCAUGGACGGUUCAGCCUGCAACCGAGUCAGAGAAGGAGAUGUAUCGUGUGCAGGAAAAAUUGAGAUAUGAGAAGCCACAUAAAGCGUACACGUUCAGGAUGCAUAGUUAUGAGAGUGUGGUAGGACCAGUGAAGGGAAUUUACACACAGCAGACGGGACUUAACAAAGCUCGGGGUCACUCACUCCUUGUGCCUGAUAGGCCUGCUUAUGUUACCAUUCUGUCUCUUGUUCGAGAUGCUGUAGCUCGCUUGCCAAAUGGAGAAGGAACCAGAUCCGACAUCUGUGAGCUGUUGAAAGAGUCUCAGUACUUAGCUCCUCUGACAAGCCCAACAGCUGAAAACAACUUAAACAGUGUGGUGUCAGGUGCACUAGACAGACUGCACUAUGAAAAUGAUCCAUGUGUGAAAUACGAUGCCCCAAGAAAGUUGUGGAUCUAUUUGCACAGAAACAGAAAUGAGGAAGAAUUUGAGCGAAUGCAUCACCUAAAUGGCCCAGGAGGAAACAAAAACAAAAAGCCUGCUCCUCGGCGGCAGAGUAGAGCUAAAGCCAAAGACACCGUGAAUAUUAAGGGCCCUCCAAAUGUGUCCCUGGAGCCCAUUGCUUCCCCAAAGGUUGAGGGAACUCAGCUGAAAUUGAAGCCUGAGGAAGUUGCUGCUCUUGCCAAGGCCAAGGCGGACAGUCCCGUCAAAUUAGAUCAGCUGGGGUCUGCAGCGGUUGGGAAGACUGUCACAUCCGUAAGAGUUGGAGGUGUUCGAGGAGCCAUGGGUGCAAGUAGUGUUCAGACCAUACAGGUUUCAACAGCCGGUGGUGUACAGACGAUUAAGGUGGCUCUUCCCCCUGGGGCUCAGACCAUCACCAAAGUCACACCACAGACACUGGCCAAAGGACCUACUUCCUCCAUUACAAAAGUGGCAGGACAGACCAUCAGCAGAACAGCCAAUCCAGCACUUGCAAAGGCAGUUACAAGUGGCAUCAAAAGUGUUGCUUUGCAACAGUCAGUUCUCCAGUCUACUGUGGCUGGCCCAACACUGGGACAAGAGACAGUGUUGGGCACACAACACAUCACAAAUUUGUCGUCAGGGAACAUUGGCCAGGUAAAGCCUCGAGCACCUGUUGUCACGCUGACUACCCGGGAAGCAGCAAGACUUCCAGCGCCCUCCGUGUCCCAAGCCAGACCCAGUGCCUCUGCCACCACCACACCAGCCAGCCAGCAGCACACAACUCAGUCGACUCUGGCAUCACAGGUUAGCGGUGUCUCAGGAGGAAAGAUAUCCAACACUGCAACUGUGGUGAAUAUGGCCACCACAGCAGCACAGAAAGCCAAUCUCAUCUCUCUUGGUGGUUUCAAGUUACUACAGGCUACUCCACAACAAGUAGCAGGAAAGAGUAGUGGAUCAAAUAACCCAGUGGUCGUGAAUUCUAUAACAAAGCUGCAGACACUCAUGGUCGAUGGCAAAGUGUUGGUACAGGGAGGGAAGGUGGUACAGGCCAUGCCGGGUAGCGUAGGGAUGGGAGGCAACAUGGGAGGGAAGCAGUUUAUCUCAGGUAUUCUUCCCGGACAGCAGGUGGUCACCGUAGAGAACCUUCUCAGCCAGGGUGACAAGACAACACAGCUCCAAGGUGGGGUUGUAACAACGGUAGCAGGAAACAAGCUAGCAGGAGGAAAUGUGAUCCAGCUGGCAGGAGGAGCAGGUGGUGUCCAGAGGCUGACCCUCGUGUCUCCACAGGGAUCACAUCUUCCUCUCAAUGCAGCCAACCAGAGGCUUGUUUUGGCGACUAGUUCACAGGCAGGGAAGAUAGAUGGGUCUGGCAAUAAGGCUCAGGUGGUUCAGACCAUCCAGACCUUACAGCCUGGCACUCACGUGGUGCAAAGCAGCUUUGGGGCUGUCACAACUACAAGCACCACCACAACCACACCCACUACACCCACCAGCACCAGCAACACUACGCAAGUCAUUACCGCACCCAUAACCUCCACGCGCAUGGGAGGCUCCAACACCCAGCCUCGAUUCUUCUCCGUUGGUCAGCAGCAGAAAACUAUUGUUCAGGGUCUGAAUGUGGCUGGAAAACCAUCAGUCCUCGCCAGUGGUGGAAUCCGUUUAGUUCAGCCUGGCGCCAGUGGCACAGCUGGGACAGCUUCUGUUGUAGCUGGUGGUUCUACAGCCACAGGGAACCUCAUUACAAUAGGUGGCAAGCAAGUGCUGCUCACAUCUAAGCCUUUUGCUCAACAAGGACAGCUGCAGCAGGUAAUGCUGACUGGAGGAAAUGUCAAAGCAGGAGCACAGACUGCUCAGGUGACAAGCAGUCAGGGUGCAGUUGUUGUGGCAAGUGGAACAGGAGGGCAGCAGAUUGUUCUUCCUGCGUCUGCCUUACAGGGUUCACACCUGAAUCUGAAGGGUUUGCAAGCGUUCCAGACCUUAAAAGUUAUUCCAGCAUCACAAGUUACUCAGCAGCAAAGAGGAAAGCCUGUGCUAGCAAGAAUAGUGUCUCCAGCAUCAAUACGAGGUACAACUCAAACAGUUCCAUCAGUUUCCACAAGUCAGUCUACAGUCCAUGAUGUGUCGAAGUCCUAGACCUCGAUUUUGAUUACACUUUGUGGUUAAGCUUAACUUAUGCAGGGAAAAGAAGCUGUUAUACAUUUUAGUUACUCAUAUGCAUUGCCAAUUUUAUUUAUUUUGCUUUUUUCACAAAUGUCUUCCAUGUAACACUUUCGACAAAUGUUAGAAUUCAUCUUGAGUGGAACCUUGUAAAUGAUGUACUUGGCAAGGGGAAGAAUAGUUUUUAAUUAUUUAAAAUUGGUGCAAGGCAAACUUCUUUCAUAUAUUAGUAGUAA